GAUUAGCGUCAUCGCACUCUCUGUUGUUCUGUCGUGAUGCUAAGCUUUUAGAAUUAUUUCCGUAAAGUUUUUGAAUCGGUAAGUAAAUACCUGUAAUAGCCUAUUAUCCCCGUAGUCUUGACUACGUUCUGAAGCAAGCAGGAAUAUCUUGAGGAUUAUCAUCUGAAUUGAGAUCUGCUGCUGUGAAGAUGGAGUUUGUUAAAGAAGAGAGUGAAGAAAAUACGAGUGAACCAAAAACCUGGAGAAUAAAACACGAGGAUCCAGAAAUCUGGAGAAUAAAACGCGAGGAACCAGAAACCUGGAGAGUUAAACAGGAGGAACAAGAAGAGUUUAUUGAAGAAAGUGAGGAGAACGAAGAAUUAAAUGAAGUUCAGGAGAAGAAUCAUGCCAAAACUUCAGAAAAACAUUUGAGUUGCUCUCAAACCAAACAGAAAGAUUUAAAGACAAGAGGAGCCAAGAAAUCUUUCACCUGCACUCAGUGUGGAAAGAGUUUGACAUGCAAAUAUAAUCUUGAUGUUCACUUGAGAGUUCAUACAGGAGAGAAACCAUUCACUUGUGAUCAGUGCGGGAAGUGUUUCACACAAUCGUUAAGCCUUAAGGUACAUAUGAAAAUCCACACUGGAGAGAAACCUUUCAAGUGUUCACACUGUGACAAGAGAUUCAGUCUGUCAGGAAGUCUGAAAACACAUGAGAUGAUCCACACUGUAGAGAAAUCUUUCACUUGUGAUCAGCGCGACAAGAGAUUCAGUCGGUCAGGAAACCUGAAUAAACACAAGUUAAUCCACACUGGAGAGAAACCACACACAUGUGGUCAGUGUGGGAAUAGUUUUACAAAAAAAUCUAACCUUUUGACACAUAUGAGAGUUCAUACAGGAGAGAAACUUUUCUUCUGUAAUCUAUGUGGAAGGAGUUUUUCACUUUUAACUCACCUUAAGCAGCACAUGAACACCCACACUGGAGAGAAACCUUUUAAGUGUUCACACUGUGACAAGAGAUUCAGUCAGUCAGGAAACCUGAAGAAACACAAGUUAAUCCACACUGGAGUGAAACCGUACACAUGUGGUCAGUGCGGGAAGAGUUUUACACACAAAGGAAACCUUAUGACACAUAUGAAAGUUCAUACAGGAGAGAAGCUGUUUAUAUGUUAUCAAUGUGGAAAGAGUUUUUCAUUCUUAGCAAACCUUAAGGUACACAUGUACAUCCACACUGGAGAGAAACCUUUUAAGUGUUCACACUGUGACAAGAGAUUCAGUCAUCCAGGAGACCUGAAGAAACAUGAGAGGAUCCACACUGGGGAGAAACCUUUUAAGUGUUCACACUGUGACAAGAGAUUCAGUCAGUCAGCAAACCUGAAGAAACAUGAGAGGAUCCACACUGGAGAGAAACCGUAUUACUGCACUGAAUGUGGGAAGUGUUUCAAUCAAUUAUCUUCUCUACACAGUCAUACAAAAAACAUUCACAAAAAACACAGUAAGUAGAUCAUCUUCAGAUCCAGCACUUUCAGAUCUGAUGCUGCCUUGUCAUCAAACUUGAAACGGUAAUGCAUUAAGCAGGAUCAUCUGGAUUAAUCUGUUUCUAACCAGUCGUUCCGAGUGAUAUGACAAAGAAACAUCUGAAGUUAUCACAGUGAAUCAAGUUAUCACAGUGAAUAAAGUUAAUCUUCAAAACCAGCAGAUGAACUCUGAGAUUCAGUUCAACUCAAAGAUGGAGAUCCUUCCCAAAGAACAAUGUCAAAAUAUUUUAUUAUUGCGUAUCAUUUUGCUGCAUGAUAUUAAUGAUAUCACUGUUUUUUUAUGAGUUUCAUGUUAUGGUCAAUUAUCUUAUAAUGCAUGUGUGUCACUUGUGGUUUGCUUACUCUUUCAUGAAUUAAUGGAGAUUUUCACAAAUUGUUCUUGAUCAGGAAGCUGAAAAAGAGACUAUAACACUUUAAGAGAGACUGAGAUUAUUUUUUUAAAUUGUUCUUUGUUAUUUUUAAAAUGACUGAGUUAUUCUGCUUUAUGUAUUUUGGAAACGCAAAUGCAAGAAAAACUGUCAUGUAGCCUUGUGAUUGCUCCUUCUUUGCUUCUCUUGUAAGUAGGAAUGGAAACCUAAACCCGGUUUUAAAGGAGUCCUGGGACUAAAUUACAAAAGACUGUAGUAAUGAUAAGCUCUAAUGCUAACUGCUCUACUUUUGAUGCUGGGUAUAUUAAAAAAACCACACAAUUUAUUAUUCUUACAUAAACAUUAUCAAGCUAAUUGUUUAUUGUCAAAUGUUUCUACAUGAGAUAAAAUUGAGAAAUUCA
This is a messenger RNA of Carassius gibelio (silver crucian carp), 2282 nucleotides long. Its product is annotated as gastrula zinc finger protein XlCGF57.1. The record is from RefSeq and is a predicted model, not a curated record. Gene Ontology annotation, biological process: regulation of transcription by RNA polymerase II. The transcript has 2 exons. Gene Ontology annotation, cellular component: nucleus. NCBI's taxonomy places the organism in Eukaryota, Metazoa, Chordata, Actinopteri, Cypriniformes, Cyprinidae. Gene Ontology annotation, molecular function: RNA polymerase II cis-regulatory region sequence-specific DNA binding; DNA-binding transcription factor activity, RNA polymerase II-specific. Bases 189 to 1478 code for a protein of 429 amino acids.